AUGGCGACGGGUGGUGGCGUUAAGCUUGUCAAAAAUAUGCACCACAUCUUCAAACAUAUACACCCGUGUGGCACUGGCACUAGCUCUAGCUCUAGCUCUAGCUCUAGCUCUAGCUCUAGCUCUAGCUCUAGCUCUAGCUCUAGCUCUAGCUCUAGCUCUAGCUCUAGCUCUAGCUCUAGCUCUAGCUCUAGCUCUAGCUCUAGCUCUAGCUCUAGCUCUAGCUCUAGCUCUAGCUCUAGCUCUAGCUCUAGCUCUAGCUCUAGCUCUAGCUCUAGCUCUAGCUCUAGCUCUAGCUCUAGCUCUAGCUCUAGCUCUAGCUCUAGCUCUAGCUCUAGCUCUAGCUCUAGCUCUAGCUCUAGCUCUAGCUCUAGCUCUAGCUCUAGCUCUAGCUCUAGCUCUAGCUCUAGCUCUAGCUCUAGCUCUAGCUCUAGCUCUAGCUCUAGCUCUAGCUCUAGCUCUAGCUCUAGCUCUAGCUCUAGCUCUAGCUCUAGCUCUAGCUCUAGCUCUAGCUCUAGCUCUAGCUCUAGCUCUAGCUCUAGCUCUAGCUCUAGCUCUAGCUCUAGCUCUAGCUCUAGCUCUAGCUCUAGCUCUAGCUCUAGCUCUAGCUCUAGCUCUAGCUCUAGCUCUAGCUCUAGCUCUAGCUCUAGCUCUAGCUCUAGCUCUAGCUCUAGCUCUAGCUCUAGCUCUAGCUCUAGCUCUAGCUCUAGCUCUAGCUCUAGCUCUAGCUCUAGCUCUAGCUCUAGCUCUAGCUCU
Messenger RNA from Sabethes cyaneus, 753 nucleotides. RefSeq lists its product as uncharacterized. The transcript is spliced from 2 exons. The annotation marks the transcript as partial. Lineage: Eukaryota; Metazoa; Arthropoda; Insecta; Diptera; Culicidae. The record is from RefSeq and is a predicted model, not a curated record.